Tupaia belangeri chinensis (Chinese tree shrew) is the source of this 1637-nucleotide messenger RNA. RefSeq names its product glutaminyl-peptide cyclotransferase (gene QPCT). NCBI's taxonomy places the organism in Eukaryota, Metazoa, Chordata, Mammalia, Scandentia, Tupaiidae. The transcript is spliced from 7 exons. Gene Ontology annotation, molecular function: glutaminyl-peptide cyclotransferase activity; zinc ion binding. The record is from RefSeq and is a predicted model, not a curated record. Bases 260 to 1342 code for a protein of 360 amino acids.
AGGAGGAAGUGGUAGUCCUUGUUCCCUUGGAUUCAAAGCUUGUGUCACCCAGGGCGGCCCAGCCCCCGCGUCAGCUCAGGUCGGGCGGAGGAGGGCUGCCGCUCUGGCCUGCGCCACGCAGCUGGAGGCGACCGGGAGGCGAUGGGGAGGCGGGCGCAGUCGACCCAAGGGUGGGGAAGUGGGAAGGCGAAGGACGCGCGUUCCCGGGCUCGUGACCGCUGGCGGCCCGGGGAAUCAGUGUCUAGACAGCCUUGGAGAGAUGGCAGGCGGCAGGCACUGGCGCGUCGUGGGCAAACUCCACCUGCUGCUACUGGCCGCCCUGCCCCUGGCAGCCCGGGGCGUCCGUCCGGACGACGCAGACUGGACGCAGGAGAAGGAUCAUCACCAACCAGCCAUUCUGAAUUCAUCGUCUCUUCAGCACAUUGCAGAAGGCACCAGUAUUUCUGAAAUGUGGCAAAAGGACUUACGACCACUGCUGAGAGAACGAUAUCCGGGAUCCCCCGGAAGCUACGCUGCUCGUCAGCACAUUAUGCGGCGAAUUCAGAGACUUCAGGCUGACUGGGUCUUGGAAGUAGACACCUUCUUGAGUCAGACACCGUAUGGAUACCGCUCUUUCUCGAACAUCAUCGGCACCCUCAAUCCCACUGCCAAACGACACUUGGUCCUCGCCUGCCACUACGACUCCAAAUAUUUUCCUCGCUGGAACAACAGGGUGUUUGUGGGAGCCACUGACUCAGCUGUGCCAUGUGCAAUGAUGUUGGAACUUGCCCGUGCUCUAGACAAGCAACUCCUUUCCAUGAAGAAUAUUUCAGACUCCAAGCCAGAUCUUUCACUCCAGCUGAUUUUCUUUGAUGGGGAGGAAGCUUUUCUUCACUGGUCUCCUCAAGAUUCUCUGUACGGAUCACGGCACUUGGCUGCAAAGAUGGCAUCGACUCCACACCCACCUGGAGCAAGAGGCACCAACCAACUGCACGGCAUGGAUUUAUUGGUUUUAUUGGAUUUAAUUGGAGCACCAAACCCAACAUUUCCCAAUUUUUUCCCGAAAACUGCCAGGUGGUUUGAUAGACUUCAGACAAUUGAAUAUGAACUCCAUCAACUGGGUUUGCUCAAGGAUCACUCUUGGGAGAGGCCGUAUUUCCAGAAUUAUGGCUCUGGAGGUGUGAUUCAGGAUGACCACAUUCCAUUUUUAAGAAAAGGUGUUCCAAUUCUGCAUUUGAUACCAACUCCUUUCCCUGAAGUCUGGCACACCAUGGAUGACACUGAAGAACACUUGGAUGAAUCAACUAUUGACAACCUUAACAAAAUCAUACAAGUCUUUGUGUCGGAAUAUCUUCAUUUGUAAUAUUCUGAUUUAGUUUAUGAUAAUUGCUUUGUUCAAAAGUCAAGGUAUUAUUUAAAAUAAUCUGAUUUCAGACAAAUGCUGUUCGAAGCUUCUGUCCUAUAGAUUCAUUCUGUAGGUGUCUUUGAAUAUGUGAUCAAUGAGUCCUAGAAUUACACUGUGUCCUAAAUUGAUCAUUAAUUUUCAUCUAGAGAUAAGAAUGGGAACAUGGAAGGAAAACAGAAAGCAAGGUUCUUUUAAAAAUUCCUUUAAAUAAAAACUAUGAAGCUAAAUCAGAAUUAUUUAUUCAAUAUCAUGG